GCCAAACUGGGCAAGAUGAACCGAGCAAAGCCGACCACGGUCCGCAGGCCCAGCGCCGUGGCCAAGCCUUCCGGUGAGCCCUCCACCGGGGAUUUCAUUGCAUUGGGCUCAAAAGGCCAAGCCAGUGAGUCAAAAGCAACGGUAGCAUUGCUGAAGCCGGCUCCCUCAGGUUCUUCUGAACGGAAGCGAGAUGCUGCAUCUGCUUUAUCUGGAGCCUCGGCCCUGACUGGCCUCACAAAACGUCCCAAGCUUUCCUCUACUCCUCCACUCAGUGCCCUGGGGCGCCUGGCUGAGGCAGCUGUUGGCAGAAAAACGAGCCUUUCCCCCUCUAUCAAGGAACCAUCUGUGGUACCAAUUGAAGUUCUGCCCACAGUCCUGCUGGAUGAGAUUGAAGCUUCGGAGUCAGAGGGAAAUGAUGACAAUGAGGGGGUACUGUGUGGAGCCGUGAAGCAGCUUAAAAUGACCCGAGCCAAACCGGACACCACACUGUACUUGAGCCUGAUGUACUUGGCAAAAAUCAAGCCCAACAUUGCCACAGAGGGAGUUAUUGAGGCAUUAUGCAGCCUUCUUCGCCGGGAUGCCUCCAUUAACUUCAAAGCCAAAGGAAACAGCCUGGUUUCUGUGUUAGCUUGUAACCUGCUUAUGGCUGCAUAUGAAGAGGAUGAGAACUGGCCCGAGAUCUUUGUCAAAGUUUACAUUGAAGAUUCCCUAGGGGAGCGGAUCUGGGUGGACAGCCCUCACUGUAAGACAUUUGUCGACAAUAUCCAGACAGCAUUUAACACCAAGAUGCCUCCUAAAAAGUAUGUUGUUACAGGAGAGAUGGGGCGCAGUGGAGGAGACCUCAGUGCUGGAAACAGUCCUCAUCCUUCCCUUACUGAGGAAGAAGACAGUCAGACUGAACUGCUGAUUGCAGAGGAGAAGCUGAGCCCAGAGCAAGAGGGACAGCUCAUGCCCAGGUAUGAGGACCUUGCUGAGAGUGUGGAAGAAUAUGUCCUUGACAUGCUUCGGGACCAAUUGAACCGUCGACAGCCUAUGGACAAUGUCUCCCGGAAUCUCUUGCGGCUCCUAACCGCAACUUGUGGCUAUAAGGAAGUGCGGCUGAUGGCUGUGCAGAGGUUGGAGAUGUGGCUGCAGAACCCCAAGUUGACCAGGCCAGCCCAGGAUCUGUUGAUGUCUGUCUGCAUGAACUGUGGCACUCAUGGUUCAGAGGACAUGGAGGUCAUUUCCAGCCUCAUCAAAAUCCGGCUCAAGCCCAAAGUCCUCCUCAACCACUACAUGCUCUGUGUUAGGGAGCUGCUAAAUGCCCACAGGGAUAAUCUGGGGACUACAGUCAAGUUUGUGAUUUUCAAUGAACUCUCAAAUGCAAGAAACCCAAACAACAUGCAGAUCCUGUACACUGUGCUGCAGCAUAGCUCAGAGCUGGCCCCAAAGUUCCUAGCAAUGGUGUUCCAGGACCUGUUGACUAAUAAAGAUGAUUACCUGAGGGCUUCCCGGGCCCUGCUUCGAGAGAUAAUCAAACAGACCAAGCAUGAGAUUAAUUUCCAGGCAUUUUGCCUUGGGCUCAUGCAGGAACGCAAAGAACCACAAUAUUUAGAAAUGGAGUUCAAGGAGCGCUUUGUGAUCCACAUAACUGACCUGCUGGCUGUAUCCAUGAUGUUGGGCAUAACAGCCCAAGUGAAGGAGGCUGGGAUUGCAUGGGAUAAAGGAGAAAAGAAGAAUCUAGAGGUGCUACGAUCAUUCCAGAACCAGAUAGCUGCAAUUCAGCGUGAUGCCGUCUGGUGGCUCCACACCGUUGUCCCUUCUAUCAGCAAACUGGCUCCCAAAGACUAUGUACAUUGCCUCCACAAAGUGCUCUUUACAGAACAGCCAGAGACCUACUACAAAUGGGAUAACUGGCCCCCAGAAAGUGACCGCAACUUCUUUCUCCGCCUCUGUUCAGAGGUUCCCAUCUUGGAGGACACAUUGAUGCGUAUCCUGGUGAUCGGGCUGUCCAGAGAGCUCCCUCUGGGCCCUGCUGAUGCCAUGGAGCUUGCUGACCACUUGGUGAAGCGAGCUGCAGCAGUGCAGGCAGAUGAUGUGGAAGUCCUAAGGGUAGAGAGGAUCCAGCUGAUUGAUGCUGUCUUAAACCUGUGCACCUACCAUCAUCCAGAGAACAUCCAGCUGCCUCCUGGAUACAAGCCUCCAAAUCUUGCUAUUUCAACCCUCUACUGGAAGGCAUGGCCUCUCUUGCUGGUGGUAGCUGCAUUUAAUCCUGAAAAUAUUGGUUUGGCAGCUUGGGAAGAAUACCCUACUCUGAAGAUGCUCAUGGAAAUGGUGAUGACAAAUAAUUACUCUUAUCCUCCUUGCACCCUGACGGAUGAGGAGACCCGGACUGAGAUGAUUAAUCGAGAGCUCCAGAUUUCCCAACGGGAGAAGCAGGAAAUCCUGGCAUUCGAGGGACAUCUAGCAGCUGCAUCCACCAAGCAAACAAUCACUGAGAGCAGCAGCCUCCUCUUGUCUCAGCUUACCAGCUUGGAUCCCCAGGGCUCCCCACGAAGACCUCCUCCUCACAUCUUGGAGCAAGUGAAAGGCCUUAAUCAGUCCCUCCGUCUUGGUCACCUCCUAUGUAGGAGCCGAAACCCAGACUUUCUCCUUGACAUCAUUCAAAGACAGGCCUCCUCCCAAUCCAUGCCCUGGCUAGCAGACCUGGUUCAGUCCAGCGAGGGCUCCUUGGAUGUGCUGCCGGUACAGUGUCUGUGUGAGUUCCUGCUUCAUGAUGCUGCCGACGAUGCCACCUCAGGGGAGGAAGAGGAGGAGGGAGAGAGCAAAGAGCAGAGGGCCAAGAAACGCCAGAGACAGCAGAAGCAGCGACAGCUGCUUGGCCGCCUGCAGGACUUGCUGCUAGGCCCCAAGGCUGAUGAACAGACCACCUGUGAGGUGCUGGACUACUUCCUGCGGCGCCUUAGUUCCUCUCAAGUGGCCUCCAGGGUAUUAGCCAUGAAGGGAUUGUCCUUGGUGUUGUCAGAAGGUGGGCUUCGUGAUGGAGAGGAGAAAGACCAUCCUAUGGAAGAAGACUCGGGUGACUCAGAAAUGCUUCAGGGAUACCAGUGGCUACUGAGAGAUCUACCACGAUUACCGCUGUUUGAUAGUGUCAGAAAUACAACAGCUCUGGCCCUGCAGCAGGCUAUCCACAUGGAAACAGACCCUCAGACUAUUAGUGCUUACCUCGUGUACCUCUCUCAGCAUGCCCCAGUGGAGGAGCAGGGACAGCACAAUGAUCUUGCUUUGGAUGUGGCCCGGCUAAUUGUUGAGCGCUCCACCAUCAUGUCCCACCUCUUUUCAAAACUUUCCUACAGUGCAGAGUCUGAUGCAGUGCUUGUGGCUCUGCUCUCUAUUUUCUCACGCUAUGUGAGGCGGAUGCGCAAGAGCAAAGAGGGGGAGGAGGUUUAUAGCUGGUCAGAGUCCCAGGACCAGGUCUUUCUGCGAUGGACCAGUGGAGAAACAGCCACUAUGCAUAUACUUGUAGUCCAUGCCAUGGUAAUCCUCCUGACACUGGGGCCUCCACAAGCUGGAGAUGGUGAGUUCCAUGCUCUACUGGACAUCUGGUUCCCAGAGAAGAAGCCCUUGCCAACCGCUUUCCUUGUGGAUACAUCUGAGGAAGCCCUGCUACUUCCUGACUGGUUGAAGCUUCGAAUGAUCCGUUCAGAGGUACCUCGGCUAGUGGAUGCUGCAUUGCAGGACCUGGAGCCUCAGCAGCUGCUUCUCUUUGUUCAGUCUUUCGGAAUUCCUGUCUCAAGCAUGAGUAAACUGCUGCAGUACUUGGACCAGGCUGUGUCCCAUGAUCCCCAGACCCUGGAGCAAAACAUCAUGGACAAGAAUUAUAUGGCUCAUCUGGUGGAAGUUCAGCAUGAAAGAGGAGCCACAGGAGGCCAGACUUUCCACUCUCUGCUCACUGCCUCUCUGCCCUCUCGGCGAGAUAGUACAGAUGCACCUAAACCAAAAAGCAGUCCAGAACAUUCACAGAGCCAGGGAAGAAUUCGAGCCAUCACUCAGAUCCGGGUUCUGGGACCAGAGGAUGACUUGGCCAGCAUGUUCCUUCAGCUCUUUACACUGAGUCCUGAUCCUCGAUGGCAGAAUUCAAACCCCCGGCCUAUUUCCCUGGCCCUCCAGCAGGCCUUGGGGCAGGAAUUGGCAAAGGUCCAUCAGGGAAACCCUCAAGUGACAGGUAUAGCAGUGCGCCUCUUGCAGGCUGUGUCAGCCCUGUUGAAUUCCCCACACAGCGGGUCGUUGGUGAUAUCAAUGCAUCGGAACCACUUCAUCUCCUGCCCCUUGAUGCGGCAGCUGUACCAAUACCAGCGUUGCGUUCCACAGGACACGGCCUUCUCUUCACUGUUCUUCAAAGUCCUCAUGCAGAUGCUACAGUGGCUGGAAAACCCUGCAGUGGAAGAUGGCCCUCUCCAGGCCCAGCUCAAAUUGUUUGCAGCCCAGUACUCUUCACGACACAGAAUCAGUGAUGUACGAGGUGGAUUCUUGCACCUGGCUGAAACAUUGGCUUUCCGCCGGGAUUCCGAGGCGGUCGGCUCCACAGUGCGUGCCAUCAUCGCCACCCUGAAGUCAGGGGAAAAAUGCAGUGUGGAACCUGAACUUAUUGGCAAAGUCCUUCAAGGUCUAAUUGAGGUGAGAUCUCCUUACCUUGAGGAGUUCCUGGCCAUCCUCUUCUCAUCUACCCCAGAAAUUGCCUCCAAGUUUCCUUCCACUAAGCCAAUUGCUGUUGUAAGCUCCUUGCUGCUUCAGGAAAGAGAGGAGACUUCAGGGAAAAAGGAAUUGGACACUUGUAGUGGCACUGAAACUGCCUGGCCUGGUCCCUCCUCAGGACUUCUGAUUGACUGGCUUGAAAUGCUGGAUCCUGAAGUGAUCAGCAGCUGUCCUGAUCUCCAGCAGAGGCUUCUUUUCUCUUGGAAUAAGUCCAAAAGUCAUUCUGGCUCUCAGGUGCUAUCUUUCCGCCCCUACCUCUUGGCUCUCCUUACGCACCAGUCUAAUUGGAGUACUCUUCAUCAGUGCAUCCACAUUCUGCUUUGCAAAAACCGGGAGCAAAGGUUUGACCCAUCUGCUGCUUUGGAUUUCCUGUGGGCUUGUAUUCAUGUUCCUCGCAUCUGGCAAGGAAGGGACCAGCGAACUCCUCAGAAACGGCGAGAAGAGUUUGUGCUUCAGGUCCAGACUCCAGAACUGAUAAGUUUGGUGGAGCUGAUCUUAGCUGAAUCAGAAACCAGAAGCCAGAGCACCGAAGAUGCCUCGUGUAACCUUAUCCAGUCACGCCUGCCGCUGUUACUUAGUUGUUGCCAUGGAGAUGUUGACAGCAUCAAAAAAGUAACAGAGUACCUGACAGGCAGCAUCCAGCAAUGGGGAGACAGCUUGUUAGGAAAAUGCUGCCAAGACCUUCUCCUCCAGCUCUACCUGCAGCUCCCAGAGCUCUUGGUGCCCAUGCCUGAGAACCUGUUGAACAGUGAGGGGGCAACCAGUAGCAGCACCUGCAAGCUUGAUGCUCUGGUUCACCGAUUCAUCCUCCUCCUCGCAGAUACCAGCGACUCUAGAUCCUCUGAGGGCCGGGUAGCAGAUGCCAACAUGGCUUGUAGGAAGUUGGCUGUGGCACACCCUAUCCUGCUGCUGAGGCAUCUGGCCAUGAUUGCUGCCCUGCUCCAUGGGAGAACCCACCUCAACUUCCAGGAGUUUCGUCAGCAGAAUCACCUGACAUUCUUCAUUCAUGUCCUGGGGAUCAUAGAGCUCCUGCAGCCACAAGUGUUCCAAGAUGAACACCAGAGGGCGCUUUGGGACUGUCUUCUCUCCUUUAUUCGAUUGCUUUUGAAUUAUAGGAAAUCCUCCCGACACCUGGCUGCCUUCAUCAGCAAGUUUGUCCAGCUUAUUCACAAGUAUAUCACAUGCAAUGCACCAGCUGCAGUCUCCUUCCUGCAGAAGCAUUCUGACUCACUCCAUGACUUAUCGUCAGACAAUGGUGACCUUGUGAUGCUGAAGUCUCUCUUAGCAGGGCUAAGUCUUCCCAGCAAGAAUAAUGUUUCUGACCAUGGCUCAGAUGAAGAGAGAGAUGAUGACACCUCUGCUGGCUCCCUGCCUCUAGUCAGUGUCUCUCUCUUCACUCCUCUGACAGCAGCUGAAAUGACCCCCUAUAUGAAGAGAUUGUCUAGGGGCCAAACUCUAGAGGAUAUCUUGGAAGUUCUGAGUGACAUAGAUGAGAUGUCCCGGCGGAGGCCAGAAAUCUUGUCCUUUUUUUCUACCAACCUGCAGAGGCUGAUGAGUGCUUCUGAAGAGUCCUGUAGGAACCUGGCCUUCAACCUCGCUCUGCGCUCCAUACAGAAUAACCCUAGCAUUGCUGCGGACUUUCUGCCCACGUUCAUGUACUGCCUUGGAAGUCGGGACUUCGAGGUGAUGCAGACAGCACUGAAGAACCUGCCUGAGUAUACCCUCCUGUGCCAAGAGCAUGCAGCUGUACUGCUGCACCGGGCUUUUCUGGUUGGCAUGUAUGGACAGAUCGACACCAGUCCCCAGAUUUCUGAAGCUUUGAAGAUUCUGCAUAUGGAGGCUGUAAUGUGACUGGUCAGGGGCAGGACCUUUGGUUGGUUUAAAGACACUGAACUGUGUCUCAAGAGGUCAAACCGUAAGGUUCAGGGUCUGUUUGUGUGUGUGGUCUCAUUUUGGGGGAAAGCGCACACAGUGCCAUGUAAGGGUGGGAAAAGGAAAGGGAAGGAUACCCAUUCCAAGCGCUUCCCACAGGGGACCAUCCAGGCUUCUAAGCAGUGGCCACCUGUGGUUCUUUCUUCUGGUCCCAUGGGUUGGGUAACCAGGCAUCGACUUCUUUGCCAGUUGCUCAAUGUGGAGAGCAUGUUUGCAUCCCAUCAUCCCAUUGGACUGGAGUGCCGCAGAGACGCUGUAGACGUCACAGCCACAAGGAGAAGCCUGUUUCUGAGUCAGCACCAAAAGGGACAUAGGGUUGGGGUGGGUUAUUUUUUAUCAAACUUUCUAAAUUAAAUCUAAUGCCUAAUGUA
This is a messenger RNA of Trichosurus vulpecula (common brushtail), 7037 nucleotides long. It is a transcript of the gene INTS1, whose product is annotated as integrator complex subunit 1. Gene Ontology annotation, cellular component: integrator complex. Gene Ontology annotation, biological process: U2 snRNA 3'-end processing. The record is from RefSeq and is a predicted model, not a curated record. NCBI's taxonomy places the organism in Eukaryota, Metazoa, Chordata, Mammalia, Diprotodontia, Phalangeridae.